Opisthocomus hoazin is the source of this 2627-nucleotide messenger RNA. NCBI's taxonomy places the organism in Eukaryota, Metazoa, Chordata, Aves, Opisthocomiformes, Opisthocomidae. The record is from RefSeq and is a predicted model, not a curated record.
UCCUUGAUUUGCAGAAGGCAUCCCAAAAUGUUGUGUCGAGCUGCUCUGAGCCCUCUUGUCCGUUCCCCUGGAUGGUCCUUUGUGUUAUUGCCACGUGCCAUCGCAGCCAUUUCCCGUUUAUAUCUCCCUUGCCAUAACCGAAGAUUAAGGAAUGAAUCCACCCGUUGUUGGAGCAACAUCCCGUUUAUCACCAUGCCACUCAGCCGUGCACAUGGAAAAUCGUUUGCACACCGCAGUGAGCUGAAGCAUGCAAAGCGGAUUGUAGUGAAAUUGGGUAGUGCUGUUGUGACUCGAGGGGAUGAGUGUGGCUUGGCUCUUGGGAGGCUGGCAUCAAUUGUAGAGCAGGUAUCAAUGCUGCAAAAUCAGGGCCGAGAGAUGAUGAUUGUCACCAGUGGUGCUGUAGCUUUUGGAAAGCAGCGGUUGCGUCAUGAGAUCUUGCUUUCUCAGAGUGUGAGGCAAGCGCUUCAUUCAGGCCAGAGUCAGCUAAAAGAUAUGGCUAUUCCAGUCUUGGAGGCGUUUUUGUGGGUUUUUCCGGUCUGGGGGGCGGGAGCCUGUGCAGCGGCUGGCCAGAGUGGACUGAUGGCUCUGUAUGAGGCCAUGUUUACGCAGUACAGCAUUUGUGCAGCUCAAAUUUUAGUCACCAACCUGGAUUUCCAUGAUGAGCAGAAGCGUCGGAACUUAAAUGGAACGUUGCAUGAGCUUUUAAGAAUGAAUAUUGUCCCUAUAAUUAACACUAAUGAUGCUGUUGUUCCACCUCCAGAGCCGAACAGUGAUCUGCAGGGGGUAAAUGUGAUUAGUGUGAAGGAUAACGACAGUCUGGCAGCACGACUGGCUGUGGAAAUGAAAACUGAUCUUCUGAUUGUUCUCUCAGAUGUAGAAGGACUCUUUGACAGCCCUCCAGGAUCUGAUGAUGCAAAGCUCAUUGACAUAUUCUACCCAGGAGACCAGCAGUCUGUAACAUUCGGAACCAAAUCCCGGGUGGGAAUGGGAGGCAUGGAAGCCAAGGUGAAAGCAGCUCUGUGGGCCCUCCAAGGAGGCACCUCUGUAGUGAUUGCAAAUGGAACCCAUCCAAAGAUCUCAGGUCAUGUCAUCACAGAUAUUGUGGAAGGGAAGAAAGUUGGAACUUUUUUUUCAGAAGUAAAACCUGCCGGUCCUACAGUAGAGCAGCAGGGUGAAAUGGCUCGAGCUGGUGGCAGGACCCUGGCGGCACUACAGCCUGAGCAGAGAGCAGAAAUUAUUUAUCGUCUUGCUGACUUACUGACUGACCAGAGAGAAGAAAUUCUUUUGGCAAACAAAAAGGAUUUAGAAGAGGCUGAAAAUAAAGGGAGAUUGGCACUUCCUUUGUUGAAACGUUUAAGUCUGUCUACAUCAAAGCUGAACAGCUUGGCUAUUGGUCUGCGCCAGAUUGCAGCAUCCUCACAGGACAGUGUCGGCCGUGUAAUUCGGCGAACACGUAUAGCAAAAGACCUGGAUUUGGAGCAGGUGACAGUGCCCAUUGGUGUCCUUCUCGUGAUCUUUGAGUCCCGUCCUGACUGUCUUCCACAGGUGUCUGCUUUGGCCAUAGCCAGUGGAAACGGCUUAUUACUUAAAGGAGGGAAAGAGGCAGCACAUAGCAAUCAAAUCCUUCAUCAUCUGACACAAGAAGCACUCUCCAUUCACGGAGUCAAAGAUGCAGUGCAACUAGUGAACACAAGAGAGGAAGUAGAAGAUCUCUGCCGUUUGGAUAAGCUGAUAGAUCUAAUCAUUCCACGUGGUUCAUCACAACUAGUCCGGAAUAUCCAGAAAGCUGCUAAGGGAAUCCCAGUGAUGGGACACAGUGAAGGGAUCUGUCAUGUGUAUGUGGACACAGAUGCCAGCGUUGAGAAGGUCACGCGAAUAAUCAGAGACUCAAAGUGUGAAUAUCCUGCUGCCUGUAAUGCUCUGGAAACUCUCUUAAUUCAUCGAGACUUGCUGAGAACCCCGUUGUUUGAUCAGAUCAUAGACAUGUUGAGAGUAGAACAGGUGAAGAUUCACGCUGGCCCAAAGUUUGCAUCUUACUUGACAUUCAGUCCUUCGGAAGUGAAAUCUCUCCGCACAGAAUAUGGGGACCUGGAGUGCUGCAUUGAGGUGGUGGACAGUGUCCAAGAGGCUAUUGAACAUAUCCACAAGUACGGAAGUUCUCACACGGAUGUUAUCAUCACAGAGAAUGAGAAAACGGCAGAGUUCUUCCUCCAGCAUGUGGACAGCGCUUGUGUUUUCUGGAAUGCCAGUACUCGAUUCGCUGACGGCUACAGAUUUGGACUUGGUGCUGAGGUGGGAAUUAGUACUUCUCGUAUCCAUGCACGUGGACCAGUGGGAAUUGAAGGACUCUUAACUACGAAGUGGUUGCUGAGGGGGGACAAUCAUGUUGUUUCUGACUUCUCAGAGCAUGGGAGCAUGAAGUAUCUUCAUGAGAGCCUCCCUCUUCCUCAGAGAAAUACCAACUAAGAACAUCAGGCUGAGGAGGAAACCCCAGGGGUAUAAAUAUUUCCUGAAUAUGUUCAGGCUUCAGGGUGCUCUUUGGAGAGGGAGUUUGUUUUUCAUCUUCAGGAACAUUGAUCUCAGUCACUGUGCAGUACAAUGAAUACAAAAUGAUCGCAUCUCUGAGC